Lepus europaeus (European hare) is the source of this 609-nucleotide messenger RNA. Its product is annotated as katanin-interacting protein-like. The transcript has 5 exons. Lineage: Eukaryota; Metazoa; Chordata; Mammalia; Lagomorpha; Leporidae. The annotation marks the transcript as partial. The record is from RefSeq and is a predicted model, not a curated record.
AGAGAGACAGAUAUAGAUUGUUCAUCCACUGGUUCACUCCCCAAAUGCCAGGCUGAAGCCAGGAGCCAGGAACUCCAGCCUCUGCCAUGUGGGUGGUAGAGAACCCAAGUAUUCGGGCCAUCAUCUGCUGCCUUCCAGGGUGUACAUUAGCAGGAAACUGGAUCAGUAGCUGGAGCCAAGACUGAAACCUGUCAAUCCAGUGUGGGAGGUCAGAGCCUGCGAAAGGCUGAGAGAGGCCGGUCCUGCUCCCAGGAGAAAAAGGAGGGUUACACUAAGGACAUGGUGACAGACUUUGAUGAGAAACAUGAUGAGUAUUUAAUAUUGCUUCAGCAGAGAAACCGGGUGCUGAAGCAUUUGAAAGCCAAGGACCCCAUGCAGCUACACCUGGAGCACUUGGAACAAGGGUUCUCUGUCUACGUCAACGGGGCCAAUUCGGAACAGAAGCCAUCGCCUCGGAAGGCCGUGCGCUCCGACUUCUCCAGGAGUGCCUCGCACGCCAAGGGGACCCACGAUUGUGCACGAAGAACCCUGCUUCGAGAAGCCGAAGACGCCUUGCGACACGGUUCACAGACGGCCCCCAGCAGAGUGCAGCGCCGAGGAUGGCACCAG